Tripterygium wilfordii is the source of this 510-nucleotide messenger RNA. Its product is annotated as polyubiquitin 12-like. Gene Ontology annotation, molecular function: ubiquitin binding; proteasome binding; polyubiquitin modification-dependent protein binding. Bases 1 to 510 code for a protein of 169 amino acids. NCBI's taxonomy places the organism in Eukaryota, Viridiplantae, Streptophyta, Magnoliopsida, Celastrales, Celastraceae. The transcript has a single exon. Gene Ontology annotation, biological process: proteasome-mediated ubiquitin-dependent protein catabolic process. The record is from RefSeq and is a predicted model, not a curated record. Gene Ontology annotation, cellular component: nucleoplasm; cytosol.
AUGGCCGACACACCCACCAUCGCCUUGAACAUUCAAGGAGGACAGUUGACUGGAAAGGUGACUGUGGCGAAGGAAGCACCAAUUCUCCAUCUGAAGGGACAGAUUGAAUUGGUUAUGGGUGUCAACCCUAGCAGGCAGACUCUCAGCUUCAAUGGCCAAGUCUUGGACGACACUCAAACUGUCAAAUUCUACAAUCUGAUUUCUGGUGCCACAGUGAUUCUUGCCAUGACACCACUUGCUGGAGAUCCCAAGUUCCUUAUCAUGCUAUCGUCCGGUUCCUGGAAUUACGCUGUGAAUGUGAAGGAGACUGGGUUGGUUGAGGAUUUGAAGGCCAAGAUUGGAAAGAAGUGGGCUGUUCCUGCCACUGAUGUUACUCUGACUCGCCAUGGUGAAGAAAUGGAAGAUGGUUUUCCACUGUCUGCAUAUCUGGUUUGCGAGGAUUGUGUUGUGGGAUUCAAAGUGAACAAUGAAAUGUUGACGACACCACCACCAUAUAUAAAAAAUGACUAG